AUGGUCGAACACAAACCGGUCCAGCUCAAUGGACGACGUGGUAAAAUCCUCAAACUCGUGGCCGUACAUCCAGGUAUCAAUUCUGUCUGGAUCGGACGCUCCGUCCGCAAACAUGGGGAGGAUAUCUGGAGACCCGAACGAGUAAGUGUGGGCAGAUUGGUUGAAAACCGAGUCGAAAUCGACCGGGUUCUCUUUCCAGCCCUUGGUGACGGCACUGACAUCCUCGCUGCUUCGGUCCAGAAUAUGGCCAAGAGACCCAACGACGACGAGUUGUUGCAAUUGUACGGACUGUACAAGCAAGCCACUGUGGGCGACAACACCACCGACAAGCCGGGUGUGUUUGAUUUCAAGGGCAAGUACAAGUGGGAGGCUUGGAAGAAUCUUGAGGGCACCUCGCAGGAGGACGCCGAGAAGAAGUACAUUUCGUUGGUGGACGAAUUGCUUGCUAAAUACAACUAA
Molecule: messenger RNA, 459 nt
Organism: Ogataea philodendri
Lineage: Eukaryota; Fungi; Ascomycota; Pichiomycetes; Pichiales; Pichiaceae
Exons: 2
Coding region: 1-459 (152 amino acids)
Biological process (GO): fatty acid metabolic process
Molecular function (GO): long-chain fatty acyl-CoA binding
Source: RefSeq, a predicted model, not a curated record